Rhodotorula graminis WP1 is the source of this 960-nucleotide messenger RNA. RefSeq lists its product as uncharacterized. The annotation marks the transcript as partial. The transcript has 2 exons. Lineage: Eukaryota; Fungi; Basidiomycota; Microbotryomycetes; Sporidiobolales; Sporidiobolaceae. The record is from RefSeq and is a predicted model, not a curated record.
AUGUCCGACUCGUUCAACCCGCUGUUCGCCAUCCUCGACGUGGCGAGCCGGUUCCUGCCCACCGCAGUGUCCGACCCGCUGUACACCCUCGCGUCGGCCGACCUCGCCUCGCUGCGGGACCACCCGUCGCAGCUCCUCCCCCUCGUCCUCUCGCUCCUCGCGGCGUGGACCGCGUUCUCGUCGUUCGUGUCGUGGGUCCGCUUCGGCCUGCGCACGAGCGUGUUCGUCGCCAAGUGGGGCGCACUCGGCGCACUCGGCACGGCGGCCUACAUGGCGUACCAGGGCGUCGGGACCGACAAGGGCGCCGUCGGCGGCGCGCAGGACGCGGCCAAGUGGGCCACCAUGGCCGGCCGCGGCAUCUACUCGCUCGGGCGCAAGGGCGCCGGUUACUACUUUGGCGACAGCUUCGGCGCCGGGUCCGGCGCGUCGUCGGCGGCCCGCUCGCGCGCGCAGAAGCGCUCGUCGUUAUCGUCGUCGUCGCGCCGCAAGACGGCCGCGCCCGCCAACGACGCGGGCUCGUGGGACUCGGGCCGCGACACGCAGGCCGAGGACUUUGUCCAGAACGCCAUGGGCAGCGUGCUCGAGUUCCUCAACCCGGGCGCCGGCGGCGCGCAGGAGACGCUCAAGCGCACGGCCAAGCGGGCGGCGGCGGGCCUUGCGCAUGGCGACGAGGGGGGGAAGAAGGGCAGCAGUGGCGGCGGUGGAGGCCUGAGCGGGCUCGCGUGGGACUUGGCCAUGGGCAAGGCGCAGAAGGCGUGGGACGAGGUCGUCGGCGGCGCCGAGCCGGCACAGGGCAAGACGAAGAAGAAGGGCCCGCGCGUGUGGUAGCCGAGCUCGACCGUCGACCGCCUUGCCCAUCCUCGACCGCAUCCACCUUUCCUUCCAUUCCUUCUCACGAUCACAAGCUGUACACCCCCCACAUUUUGCUCGACGACGUGCAAGUUCUAUGCCCGACGUGCC